Messenger RNA from Lachancea sp. 'fantastica', 495 nucleotides. NCBI's taxonomy places the organism in Eukaryota, Fungi, Ascomycota, Saccharomycetes, Saccharomycetales, Saccharomycetaceae. The record is from the annotation of a GenBank genome assembly.
AUGCUAACUAGAGGCGUCACGUUGGUAACGGGCCAAAAAAGAGCGUUUUCAGCGGGCUUGCAGCUGCUGAACAGCACUAGUUCACCACUUUUCGAUCCAACACAGCUGAACCCUUUGAGCAAUGGGAAAAAGGACUCACAAUCGUCUGCGAGAUUGCGAGUCAACACAGCCGCUCCCGGACAGCAACAGCAGCGUUAUGCGGCGGUGUCGUUCGUUGCGUCUCCUAAGGAGGAUGCGUUGACGUCAAGAUUGACCGGAAUUCGCGCAGGCAGAACUGUGGAUGUGUUCAAUGGAGACACGGCUGGUGCAUUUAGACAGCUCAAUUCUGUGGUCUUUGCCAACAGAAUCGCUCAGGAUAAGCGUAACCAACGAUUCCACAUCAAGCGUGGUAAAGUGAAGGAAAUGCGUUCUUCGCAACGUCACCGUCGUGAAUUUAUGAAAGGUUUCAAGAGACUUAUUGAGGUGGUCAAGGACGCAAAGCGUAAGGGUUACUGA